AACUCCCUCUUUCCGAUUCAGUUUUUAUCCGUUAAGAAUCGACGUACCUCGCCCCCAAGAAUGCGCCUCUUCUCUCCAGCUCCAACCUCCGCAGCAGCUUCUUCUCAUCGCUCCAGCCUCGCUCUCUACUCCCCUUCGCCUCCCGCCAACCGCUCGAGCUUCUUCUUCAGGCCUCCUUCCACCCGGCCAUGCUCUUCGAAGAAGCCGCCGCCGCCGCCGCCCGCGGCCCUCGAGAUCGCCGGCGCCGGCGCCGCUCCGCUGGACGAGCCCCCGGCGUUGGCGGCGGCGGCGGCGGCUCCGGAGAAGACGAUCGCGAUCCGCCGGCCCGUGAUGGAUUCUCCUGGCGAGGAGGACUCCGUCGGCGGUGAGGCGGAUGGUGACGGCGUCGUCGUCGAGAGCGAUCCGAAGUCGUCGGCGCUCGACGCUGGCCUGAGCAAGUUCGCGGAGAAGAUGCCGAUAUUCGAGCCGGAGAGGGUGGAGUCCGGCUCGCAGGAGAAGCGGCUCCCGGUGAACCUGGACCUGGCCUUGUACAGGGCGAAGGUGCUGGCGAGGAGUUACAAGUACGUCCAAGCGCAGGAGAUACUCGAGAGGUGCAUAUCCUACUGGCCCGAAGACGGUCGAUCUUAUGUGACAUUGGGGAAGAUAUUGUGCAAGCAAUCGAGAACGACCGAGGCAAGAGCAGUGUAUGAGAAAGGUUGCCAAGCUACCCAAGGCGAAAAUCCUUAUAUAUGGCAGUGCUGGGCUGUAUUGGAGAACAGGUUAGGCAAUGUGAGGAGAGCGAGAGAAUUGUUUGAUGCGGCUACAGUUGCUGACAAGAGACAUGUUGCUGCUUGGCAUGGAUGGGCAGUGUUGGAGCUUAAACAGGGAAAUGUUAAGAAGGCAAGGCAUCUGCUUGCUAAAGGUCUUAAAUACUGUGGUGGCAACGAGUACAUAUACCAAACCCUUGCACGGUUGGAAGUGAGAUCUAGCCGGUAUGAACAAUCUCGAUAUUUGUUCAGGCAGGCAACUAAAUGUAAUCCUAAAAGCUGUGCCAGUUGGCUUGCUUGGGCACAGAUGGAGAUGCAACUUGAAAACAACCUAGCUGCUAGAUUAUUAUUUGAGAGAGCCGUCCAGGCAAGCCCUAAGAACAGGUUUGCGUGGCAUGUUUGGGGACUUUUUGAAGCAAACAUGGGGAACAUUGAGAAGGCAAGGAAACUUCUGAAAAUUGGUCAUACGCUUAAUCCAAGGGAUCCUGUUCUCCUGCAAUCACUUGCUUUAUUGGAGUAUAAGCACUCAACUGCAAAUCUUGCUCGGGUGUUGUUCAGGAGAGCAUCUGAAUUGGAUCCAAAGCAUCAAGCAGUUUGGAUUGCUUGGGGGUGGAUGGAGUGGAAAGAAGGAAAUAUCUCCACUGCAAGGAAACUAUACCAGAGAGCAUUGUCAAUUAAUUCAACAACAGAAAGUGCUGCUCGAUGUCUCCAGGCUUGGGGAGUUUUGGAGCAGAGGAUUGGUAACCUAUCAGCAGCUAGGAGAUUAUUUAGAUCCUCCCUAAACAUAAACUCCCAGAGUUACAUCACGUGGAUGACAUGGGCAUCUCUGGAAGAGGAGCAAGGAAAUUCUGUUCGUUCUGAGGAGAUUCGUAACUUGUACUUCCAGCAGCGAACUGAAUUGGUCGACGAUGCUUCUUGGGUCACGGGAUUUAUGGAUAUCAUUGACCCUGCACUUGACAGCAUCAAGAGAUUGUUAAAUUUGGACCAAAACUCAUUCAAGGCAAUAGAUCCCUCGAAAAAUUUAUCGGGGCUUAAUGAAACUAGUCCUGAUGAGCAGUCAUCUGGCUCUUCUGAUAGUCUUGAUGGUAAGGAGAUGGCAAGCAGGAGUGGGUUUGAUUUGGAUGCUUUUGUGAAGGAGAAGCUGUCGUUGGAACCCGCUGAGUUGGACAUUCAGAUGACAUCAUCUAAAAGUUCUCGACAAGAGGUAAACAGAUCUCCAAGAAGAGUAUGGAGAUCUAAAGGAAAAGCAGCAAAAGCGAUGCCCCAAUUGAUAACAUAAAGGAAAACUAGAAGAACACAUAGAUUGGACUUCAUUUGGAACCAUCAGUGCUUUAUGAAGGAAAUCUCCACAUCCAGACAACUUUCUUGAAGGCCUACCUAAAAGCGAUUCUCCAUGAUCAGAAUGUAAAUUGAAAGCUCAUGUAAGAUGAAGCAAACCUGUAACAUCUGUAUAUUUCCAGUCGACCUGGAGCAUCUUUAGAUCCAAGCCUUUUGACUUGAAAGGAAGCUGGCAUUGCCGAAUCGAAGUUGUCUCCAUCUUCUCAUCCCUUCUCCUCUCUACUAGCCACUGUGAGUUCAUGAUUUUGUAUCAAAAGUUGUGUAUAACACGUUGAAACAGUACAGAUGGAAUUUUAUGGAUCUUAAUCUUCUCAACAGACUAUCACCGAGAUUUUAUUUUCUUCUGCACGAUAUCACUGCUCUCUUAGCGUAUGAACUUUGCCCUUCGGCUGGUACAUGACAUCUCUAAAGUUCUGGCA
Eucalyptus grandis is the source of this 2503-nucleotide messenger RNA. RefSeq names its product protein high chlorophyll fluorescent 107. The transcript has 8 exons. NCBI's taxonomy places the organism in Eukaryota, Viridiplantae, Streptophyta, Magnoliopsida, Myrtales, Myrtaceae. Gene Ontology annotation, molecular function: single-stranded RNA binding; protein binding; mRNA binding. Gene Ontology annotation, cellular component: chloroplast. Gene Ontology annotation, biological process: mRNA processing; regulation of translation. The record is from RefSeq and is a predicted model, not a curated record. Bases 61 to 2025 code for a protein of 654 amino acids.